CUGACGUCAUGACAGGUGUAUAGUGUUGUGAGUGGACAAUUGAUGGAAAGCGCCCACGCGUGAAUAAAUGUUAUUAAAUAUAGCCGGAGUACAGAUAAAUUAUAAGUAGUCGAUGUUGUCUUCCAUUGGGUUCUUCGCUGAAAUAGACUGUCCAUUUUUCAGACGUGACCACUGUAAGCGGCCCCACUGUCUGUACAAGCAUGACAAAGACGAGCGAGGAAUGUUUGACAACACCCUGUAUGGGUCACCGGUAACAGCAGCAGGUGUUUGGAAAACUCAUUCCACUUCCAUUAAUGGAGUCCCACAGGUCAAUGAAGCCAAAGACCCUUGCCUUUUGGAGUUGGAGAGGAUCAACAAAGAAAUUGAGACUGUUAAGAAUGAGGUUGAGAAGGAGCAAAGGAGAUUAUCUCGUUACCAAACUGUGCAGGUGGACAGUGAAAGAACAGGGUCCAAGAAAGUCUUGAUUGCCAAAUCUGAUACACCAGGUAAAGAUCUGAAUGGAAAUAGUGUAAAGUCUAAACACAGGCAGUCAACUCCAGGCUAUUCUCCUGCCCGGAGGAAGUAUGUGGUUGACAACUCCAAACCCAGGACUGAUUUGGAAUACGACCCCUUGUCCAACUUCUCAGCUUCUUUGCGAUCUAGUGGUUAUUCUGAGUACAAACCAGGUAAUGAGCAGAAAGUGAGAAGUGGGCAAGGUGUGAAGAGGACUAGAGAGAAUGUUUGUAAGGAGGACCAAACUAAGCCACCUUCUCAAGAGUUCACUGCCUCACCAGCUAGUAGUAACAAGCUAGUUGAUGAGUCUGAAGAAGAAGAAGAAGGGGUCCUCAUCAUUGAUAUUCCACCUCUGGAGAGCGAUAGAAAGAAGUGUCGGGCUCAGAAGCCCUGUAAGAUCAACACAAACCAAUCACAGGAAAUCGAAGAGGAUGUCCACCCUGUUUUUGUUCCUACUGUGGCUCAUGCUCCACUUAGUAUUCCACUUCCUGUGUCCACUCCUUGUCCUGAAGUAGUCGAAGUCCUAUCCCCACCUGCAGUGUCUGAGAUUGUGAAAGAUGAUAACCUCAACACUUAUGGCCUAUCUAGUGUUUCCGCUAGUCGGGGAAAUGAUGGUGAACCCAGUGCUGAGAGUGUAUUCGAUGACUUGUCCAAAUGCUUGGAAAACCUGAGAAGUGAAAGUGAGAGAAUAGUUUGUUACCAAGAGGCUGAAGUCACUGUGGAAAGCAAAAUGAGUCUAUCAUCCUUACAGACACGCCACCAUAAUGAACCAGUUAAGACUGAUGUCAACUUACUGAUGACAGAACCUGGAUUGCUUGAACGUGAGCUUGCCCACAACUGUGUUGAGAACAGUAACCAUCUUCAACCCAAUGAAGUCUCAUAUGGACAUAUAUCUUCACUACCUCAUAAUGUUUUAGUCCCUCCCUCUGUCUCCUCCCCCCAUAAACUCCCCAUUGAGACCCAGAGAAGUGAGCAGCCAGUAGCACAGAGCUCUGCUCAGAGUUACUGGUCACCUGUACAAAGUGUAUCAUCAGUGCCAUGUCUGCAGAAAAUACCCAGCCAAACGCCAGGGCUUGAUUUCUCCCUUCCUAGUCCAGUUCCGGGAGCAAACUUUGUAGAGCAAGCGGCAACUACUGUGGGUUUCACCCAAUGCCAGCUGUUAUAUGGGCCAACUGCGUCAGGGACUAAUGGAGUGGAAUUACAAUCUGCACCUUUAGAGCAGCCUACUGUGGAAGCAAUGAAUGAACACAUUGUUAUUGAUUCAAAUUCUGAGGAGCUCGAGUAUUCAGAGUUAUCUGAUAGUGACACAAUGGAGGAAUGCUAUCGUAUCUUCAUGGAGGAAGCCAACAAGGGUGAAGAGGGUUCGACAGACCAGGCUUGUACACCUGUAGGAGCUGUGGAUGUGGAGACACCAGGGUUAGCAGUGAAACCCAAACCGUUGCCAGGACCCAGGAAGAGGGUGGCCCAUGUGUCCAGAUAUACUGAGCCACCGGUGGGCAAAAGCAAAGCCCAGGUGAUCGUUCCUUUCCGUGGAGGAGCCCCCCAGUUGUCCAACCCUUCUAAGAUCCAGCAGCUGCAGCAGAGGGCCUCUGUUUUGUCCGCUGCUCUGAAAGGAGGCCAGGCGUUCAUCUCCAACUCGCAGAGGAAAAUGGUGAUGCUCCCUUCUCCUGCUCAUCAGGCCAGUCAUCAGGCCAGUCAUCAGGCCACCCACCAUCCAGUUCAAUACCUCAUUCACCAGCCAACUCACCAAACUACUAUGCAAAACUCCUGUGUGAACGUCAUACCUGUGGGAACAGCCAUCCAGGUGGGCAACAACCUGCACUUCAUCCUCCCAGAGGGAAGCUACACUCUGCCCAUCACUCCAGCUAAUUCUCCAGUCACCCCGGUCCAUACCCCGGUCCAUACCCCGGUCCAUACCCCAGUCCAUACUCCAGUUACACCUGUUCCUGUACAACCUCAGCCUACUGCCUAUAUCCCUGCUAAGCCCAUUCCUACCAAACGUAAAGCCAAGAUGCGUCCUGAGGUCAGCGCCAAAGUCCCACAUGACGUACGGCAGCGCUAUGUAAACCUGUUUGUAGAGGAAUUCCUCAAAACGUCCGUCACUGUACAAGAUGCUUUUGAAAAGGCUCUUGCUGAGGAGAAGACUGUGUAUGAUCGCAGCAUCAACAAACUCAAGUAUCUGAGUGUUGCAGUGAAUGCACUGAAGAGGCUGAAGAACCAGAGUUCCGUCUCUGUCAAAGCUGGAAAUGAAACUAAUGUCCAGUUGUCCAAAGGAAAUAUUCCACUCAAUGAAAAAGCACUUUGGGGAAAUGGAGAUGUUGCAUUGUAUGACAGUUUGAAGGAGCACAUUCUGUCAGAGGAGAUAUUGACGGAGAAUAACUAUCCUCUUCAGCACCCAGAGAAAUCUGGCAGUGCCAUAUUGUACCGUGAAGACUAUAAAAAGGGAAUCACUGAUCCUUUGAAGAGGAUUUGCUGUCGUUGUGGGGCCACUUACUCUGUGAACCAAGUGGGAAAGCACACUCGCAAGGAGGAGUGCAACUACCACUAUGGGAAAGGAGUUGAGAAGAAGGUUCCAGGUGGAGUGGAAACGCGCUACAGCUGCUGUGAAGGUGUGGCUGGGUGUCCUGGAUGCCAAGUCUUCAAGCUGCAUGUCCAUGAUGCAGUUAGCCUGGAUGGCUUUGUCAGUACCCUUCCAAGGCCUGACUCUGACAAGGGAUGCCCGGGUGUGUUCUCAGUCGACUGUGAAAUGUGCUAUACCACUCAAGGUCUGGAGCUGGCCAGAGUGACUGUUGUCAACUCCAGUUUGCAGGUCAUCUAUGACACCUUUGUGAAACCUGAUAAUGACGUCAUUGACUACAACACCAGGUUUUCAGGCAUCAAUGAAGCUGAUGUGAAAGGAACAAGCUCGUCCAUCCGAGACGUUCAGGAGACUCUACUGAGCUUUGUCAGUGCUGAGACUAUACUGAUCGGCUACGGCUUGGAAUCUGACCUCUGUGCACUGAAGAUGCUCCAUGGCACCGUGGUGGACACCUCUGUGUCGUUCCCCCACCGCCUGGGCCUGCCUCAUAAGAUGACCCUCCACAACCUGACAGCAGACUACCUCAGGAGGAUCAUCCAGGAGAGUGUGGGUGGCCAUGACUCAGCAGAAGAUGCUGCUGCCUGUAUGGAGCUCAUGCUGUGGAAGGUCAAAGAAGAUGGCAAAACUAAACGAUGGUGAUCUGAAUAAAACUGGCAUCGCCCACCUUCAUUAUUCAUGAAAUCACAGAGAUGUAUGUUAAAAUGUCACUUAUUUGUAUAAAGGGGAAGUGUUGUUGGCUCAUUUCUUCAAAUGGUCUGGGUAGGCUUGGAGUGGGAAAUUAUAUUUGUUAUGUACAUUAGUUUUUUGAUGGAAUUCAUUUUUGUUUAAUCUUUGUUCAAUAUUAUGCUUCUCAAUCUCUUAUGCCAAUGUAAUUAUUAUUUGGGGAUGCACUCAACACUGGGAAAGAAUAAUAUAUAUAUUGAAAGUAAAAGCACAGUAAAGAAAUCUGUUGUGGGGUAUUAUUGUUAUUAUGAUCAUGGUUGAUGGAAAUUGCAGCAUUAUGCUUUCAUAGCUGUGUGUGACACCUGAGGAGAUUAGUCAAGUCCAACAUCCAAUAAACUCAAUGUGAGCAAGAAACAGGCCCCUCCCCAGUCUAUCUACAGUCCUCAACACUUUCAGAUGUUAUGUGAUGAUACAUAAAACCUCGGUGUCACUGAGGAUAAACUAUUUCAAUAAUUAUUUAACACCAUUCUUUUGAAAGAACUGGUCCAACUUGUGUAAAGCCUUUCAUUUCCUCUACAACCAGGCAAUGAACGCAAACGUUAACUAAAAUAAAUGGAACGUACAAUAUGAGACAAAACAUUCUGAUUCUGUUUGGUGGCUAUCACUUCUCCCUGAUGAGGAAGAAAGUCAAGUAACAGUAUUGAAAUAAUAUUGCCUGGUGAUGAACCCAUAACAAAUUGAAUGAACAGAACGGGCAAGGAUCCUCUAACCCUGGCAAUUUGACUGAUAAACUCAUGGGUACACUCAAUUGCUGACUUGUAUUGUGAUGCAAUAAUUUCCAUGGUAAUAUAGAAUGUUCAUUCAAAUCAUGCUAACUGAUGUGGCUCAUGCAAUGGAAUGUAUUUUUUGUAAUGUCAGUUGAGUUGAUUUAACAAAUCACAACACAUUUGGUGUUUUUACUUACUGCUUUUAUUUCCUGCUCUUACG
Messenger RNA from Oncorhynchus keta (chum salmon), 4720 nucleotides. RefSeq lists its product as uncharacterized. NCBI's taxonomy places the organism in Eukaryota, Metazoa, Chordata, Actinopteri, Salmoniformes, Salmonidae. The record is from RefSeq and is a predicted model, not a curated record. Gene Ontology annotation, molecular function: metal ion binding; exonuclease activity; nucleic acid binding. The transcript has 16 exons. The coding region runs from base 113 to 3709 and encodes 1198 amino acids. Gene Ontology annotation, cellular component: nucleus.